Messenger RNA from Mya arenaria, 795 nucleotides. Its product is annotated as cytochrome c oxidase subunit 5A, mitochondrial-like. Bases 70 to 555 code for a protein of 161 amino acids. Gene Ontology annotation, biological process: mitochondrial electron transport, cytochrome c to oxygen. The transcript is spliced from 7 exons. Gene Ontology annotation, cellular component: mitochondrial inner membrane. The record is from RefSeq and is a predicted model, not a curated record. Lineage: Eukaryota; Metazoa; Mollusca; Bivalvia; Myida; Myidae.
UGUUGUAUCUACGGUAGCGACUUUGACUGCUUCCGGUUGUGUUCCAAGGACAAGCAAACCACCGUCGAAAUGUUACGUUCGCUGGUUUCACGCUCAAGAACAUUGGUCAAGGCCGGUGCCUUGAUAGCUAGACAAAAUCCUAUAGCUGUAACCAGUGUAAGAGCAUACAGUGUAGCUGAUGAUUACUUAGCAUCUAACAAAGAAUUGUUAAAGAUGAUUCAAGAGGGAACAUCUGAUGGGUAUGAGCUUAGAGAAUUCCUCACGGAAAUGCAGGGUGAUGACUAUGUACCCGGAUCUGAAGAGGUGUCUAACCUGAUGAGGGCCUGCAGAAAACUUAAUGACUAUGGUCUCGCCAUCCGUGUAUUGGAGGCUGUCAAGUUCAAGUGUGGCACUGACACAGUCCUAUGGAACAACCUUCAGGCCGCUAUCCAGCCUACCUUGACUGAGCUGGGUAUUGCCUCCCUCGAACAGAUGGGAUACGACAAGCCCGAGUUGUACUACCCUGAGCCCGAUGAUGUACACAACUAUGAUAGUAAAGGAAGGUCUCUUGACUAACUGUGCUAGUUAACCGCCAUUUUGUAUUUAUAUUUUGCCAAGUCAUUUGUCAGCAAAAGAAGAAAGCAAGUUACAGAACAGUUAUAGACUUCUAGUGGAAGAUUGUUUUUUGUGAUAAUAUAAUUUUUAAAGAUAAUUGGUUAACUUUGUUACAAACAUUGAAUAAAAAAGUGAAAUAACAGUAUGGUGAAGUUUGAAGUAGUGUGUCGUUUGAAUCAUUAAUAAAUAUGCUAAAAAGUC